Perkinsus marinus ATCC 50983 is the source of this 2028-nucleotide messenger RNA. RefSeq lists its product as hypothetical. Gene Ontology annotation, biological process: double-strand break repair. Gene Ontology annotation, cellular component: site of double-strand break; nucleus. NCBI's taxonomy places the organism in Eukaryota, Perkinsozoa, Perkinsida, Perkinsidae. The record is from RefSeq and is a predicted model, not a curated record. The coding region runs from base 1 to 2028 and encodes 675 amino acids. Gene Ontology annotation, molecular function: 3'-5' exonuclease activity; RNA binding; DNA-(apurinic or apyrimidinic site) endonuclease activity. The transcript is spliced from 16 exons.
AUGUCUAAGACUAAUGACGGAACAUCGUCGUCACCCCCGAGUUGGGCAACAGCAGGGGGUGGGGAGAACGCUACUAGGGCACGAGUACCAGGCUGGAUGGUCGGCGACAGCGGCCCUGGUGGUGAAGGGACUACUACGGCUAAGGGGCAGCACCAGGAUGGGGGAGGGGCAAUGGAUGCCUUCUUACCAAAAUUUCGCCAAUUCCUCACUAUAGUGGAUCCAGCCCGGGAGAAGGGCAGUUCGGAUGAAGACCUCCUCGCAGUACUUAGAGACUACGAUACCCCUGAGGGCCUGUUCGCCUCACUCGAUGAGCAGUACAAGGCUGAGUGGCAUCAACACCAGGAUGGGGUUCAACCUGCCCCUCCGGCCCCGGCCGCGGCGACAUCUACUGCAUCAUCCAAACCUCGGUGUCAAUACGGCAAUAAGUGUUAUAGGAAGAACCCACAGCACAUGAGGGACUUUGACCACAGUCACAGUCCUCUGCUGCCGAGCCAGAGUGGUGGGGAUACGGUCACUCAAUCACCUGAUAAGAGGAAGAAGCGCAAACGGGAGAAGGACAGUCCAGAGGAGUCUGGGGAGAGCAGAAGUGCUCAGGUGCCGGAUGAUGUCACCGACUCCCCUGAGCGUAAUGAUGAUGAUCCUGACUAUACCCCCGACACCAGCGGCAGGGACUCUCCUUCCCCUCCCCCCUCAGCACCAGCACGGCCAGUGUGUAUGUAUGGUAGGAAAUGCUAUAGGAAGAACCCCGUGCACUUCAAAGAGCUCGAUACCCUUCAGCAUCAACGAGGUAUGCUCGCCUUAAUGACGAUGGGCGCCUCCUCCCCCGUCCAUAGGCUGAUCUUGAACCACUCUUCACACCCUAUGGGGAAAUACGCUACGAAAGCAGAGUGCGAUGCCUGCAUCAAGGCUCUGCAUAACACGUACCAGUGGCGGACGGGUAGUACGUGGAGUUUGAUGCAAGUGCGGUAUGCUAUAGGGGAACUCGAUGGGUAUCAUAAUAAGCUCUUCGUGGGGGGUAUACCAGCCUACUUGGACGAUGGUGCCCUCACAGCCUCUUUCUCGACUACGUAUGGGCCUGUGAGGGAGCUUGUGAGUCUUCGCCGGGGGCCAGGACAGAGCACGAAUGCUGUGAUGGUGAGGUUCGUCCGAAGGGAGAGUGUUAACAAGCUCCUUGCGGACUCUAGAAGACGCCAGAUUUACCUUUGUGGAGUCUACUGCCCUGCGGUUCGAGUUUCCUAUGCUCACUACAAUCGGCAUGGGGACCGCGUAUUCUCUACUAAGGCGACUGCUGAGGAUAAUGUUCUGCAAGAAGGAGAAGGAGUACCCUCACAGAGGCGAGUUCCAUCACAGUCUUCCACAAUAGGAUACCCUCCUGUCCCACAGGGCCCUCCACCGCAGUUACAGUCCUCCUCCCACCCCACCAUGUACUACGUGCCUAGCGGCCCUGUUGGGAGGCAGCUCUGUAUAGGAAACAUACCGUCCUACAAAAGCUUCUCCGAUGUUACUGAUCUCCUCACACCGUAUGGUUCGAUUCUACACAUCACUGCUGUUGAUGAUGAGGAUGCUGAUCAUGGUACUAUGACAGUAUCAGCAGUGAUGGCAUCGGAUGCUGAGGCGAGUGCUGCCGAGGCGGCAUUGAAUGGUUAUGUAUUCCCGGACGACGAAGCACAGCUUCCCUUGAACGUGUCAAGGGUGACACCACCUCAAGAGUGGUCUCCGGCUUAUUACUCCUACUACCCUUCACCAACGACCGAUACCAUCCCUGGCAGUAUAGCAAUGACCAAGAUAAUGGCUGGCCUCCUCAAAGCACAGGAGACUCUGGCUCGGCAUUCGCCCGUAUACGCUGGUUCCGGCAGCUUCCCUCAGGCCCCUCUGAGGCACCACUGUCACAACUGCUCGGGAGAAUACUGGUUGCCGCCUAUUAUCACUGCAGCAGCCGCUGGACAUAUUCAACUUGCUGCCAAUUUGACAAACUCUGCGAUCGUCUCCCUCCCAGCUGAAUGUAGACAAGCCUCUCGUGACAUCUGA